Molecule: messenger RNA, 1433 nt
Organism: Tachyglossus aculeatus (Australian echidna)
Lineage: Eukaryota; Metazoa; Chordata; Mammalia; Monotremata; Tachyglossidae
Product: acidic mammalian chitinase-like
Exons: 10
Coding region: 1-1386 (461 amino acids)
Biological process (GO): chitin catabolic process; carbohydrate metabolic process
Cellular component (GO): extracellular region
Molecular function (GO): chitinase activity; chitin binding
Source: RefSeq, a predicted model, not a curated record
AUGGAGGAGCGGAAAAUAAUCACUGUGGGAUUUGCUCCUGCCUACAAGCUGGUGUGCUACAUCUCCAAUUUAGCCCAGCACCGGCCCGAUCCCGUCACUUUCUUCCCCGAAGACGUGGACACCCAGCUCUGCACGCACUUGAUCUUCGCGGGACCAGUGCUCAAGGGAAACAAGCUUGUCUCCCCUGAGUGGAGCGGGGAUGCUCAGAUCCAGGCCUUGAAGGAGCGGAACAAGAAGCUGAUCAUGCUGUUGUCCGUCGGAGGGUGGAAUGCUGGCCCGGGAUGUGGGGGCCCUAAUUCCAGGUUCACCCUCAUGGUGAAGUCCUCGGCCAAUCGAAAAAUCUUCAUCGACUCUGUGAUCGAGUGCCUCCGACAGCUCGGGUUUGACGGGAUUGACUUGGAUUUUGAGUUCCCGGGGUCCCGGGGGAGCCCCCCUGAAGACAAGGAGCAUUUCACCAGCCUGAUUGAGGAAAUGUUGGCUGCUUUUGAAGCCGAGGCUGAGACCAGGGGCACUUCCAGGCUGUUGGUCACAGCAACGGUGUCUGCCCGCAAAGAACCCAUCGAUGCCGGUUACGAGAUCCCCAAGAUCGCGCCGCUUCUCGAUUUCAUCAACGUGCUGACCUUCCACUUCCACGGAGGCGGGGACGGCUUCACGGGCCACCACAGCGCGCUCCAUCAAGGCUCCAUGGACAGAGGAGUUUUCAGUUACUUCAACUGCGAGUUCGCCAUGAAAUACUGGAAGGAUGGCGGGGCCCCGGCCGAGAAGCUGAUCAUGGGCCUUCCUGCCUUUGGCAGCGCCAUCAGGCUGACCAGCUCCGACACGGGCAUCGGCGCGCCUGCCAUCUGGACCCAGAGUCUGGGCCCAUACACCCGUAAUGCGAAUUACCGGGCCUACUAUGAGGUUUGCAUGUUCAUCAAGCACGGCUCCACCAUCGAGUGGAUCGAAGACCAGAAGGUGCCGUACACCUACAUGGGGGACGAAUGGAUUGCGUUUGACAGCCCCAAGAGUUUUGCCUACAAAGUGCAGUUCAUAAAGGAGAACCAAUUUGGAGGUGCCAUGAUCUGGCCCCUUGAUAUGGAUGACUUCAAAGGCCAGUUCUGCAGUCAAGGCCCCUUCCCGCUAACCAGCACUCUGUGGAGACUCCUUAAAGGCCAGGAGGCUCCCCUGGUUAAUGGUACAGCUGCCACUACACGGCCCUCCGGCUGGGAGCCGUUUUCUCCUCCAGGCAACACAACCGCCACCCAUUUUUGUGCCGGCAAAGAGGAAGGCAUCUACCCGGAUCCCAGAUCCCUGCAGGGCUUGUACAUUUGCGUUGAGAAUGGGGGGUACGCCUUCUCCUGCACCCCCAACCUGGCCUAUGAUGAUGGUUGCAAAUGUUGCAAGUAGGCAGGCCCUUCCCUCUGGUGGAGAACGGAGACAAUAAAGGAGGAAGG